AAUUAUGAUUUCCAGUACCUGUAUUUUUUAAAAAAUCAUUAGUCCAAAAGUAAUAGGUGAUUCACUUUUCAAAUUGUAACAUAAAACAUGUAUGUUCCUCUAUUUGUAUCUUUUAAAUUGUUGCAUUUUUAUUUGGUUUUUGAAUUGAAGUAUUUUAAAUGGUAGAAGUAAUACAUGCAAGAAAAACCCAUAUGUAUAAGUUUAAAAAAUGUAAGUUCCCCUUGUAUCCACUUUCCAAUUUCAACAGCCAUUGGUUGUUCCAAUUUCAACAGCCAUUGGUUGUUUAGCCAUUAUUAACAGUUUGGCUUCCCACCUUUCUUGGUCUUUUUCUGUAUACUUUCAAACAAAUUAUUUAUAUAUUUUUCAACCAAGUGGCAUCAUAUAAUGUAGCAUAUAAUAGAUAUCUUUAUAUGCCAAUAUGUACAGAUUUACCUUGUUUUUAUUUAAUAGUUGUUCCCUGUUGAUGGCAAUUAAGGUUAUUGCCAGUAUUUUCACUGUUAAAGAUACUGAUACACAUGGAACACCUUUGUAUGUGUGUGUGGUGUGUGUGUGUGUUUUAGUAUUUUCAGGAAUAGAUUCCUAGAAAUGAAAUGGUUAAUGAGUAUGUGUAUUUAAGGUUUUAUUUAGGUCCUACCAAAUUGUGCUCUAAGAAGUUACAUUUAUCUAAACCCAGAUGUCCUUUAAUAUCUUCAAAGUAGAGGUAAUACAUUUUAGGAUUAAGUAACAGUUUCUUCAGCAACUGUCAAAUGGCUUACUUCGACUAAAUGAAGGAUAUAGGCAUCUUUAGUAUUAAUGAAGGGUUGCAACCCUUCUAUAGGAAGAUGUAGUCAGGAAAGUCAUGGGGAGAUGUACAAGAGCUAGUUGUUUUAGAAUUUCUGUGACACCUAAGAUGUUGACAUUAGUUUAUUUCAUCAUCUACUAUCAGACCAGAUGUUUCUAGAAUGGAAGACCGUUACCUGUGAUAUGGCAUCAGAAGUUGGUUUAUAAUUUUCUCAUCUCUAUUAGGAGUUAAAAAGAGAGACAAGUGUCUGAAACCAGUCUCACUCAGUAUCUCUAAGGGAUUUUGAGAAGGGGAAGAGGUUAUUGCAGUUACUUUGACUAGAAUCCAACCUAUAUCAAGCUUGACUUAACAUUUAAGACUAAACUCACAAAUGGAGGAAUAUGCCAAAAGCCAGGUAACUAUAGGAAAACUCAAUUUUCAGAGCUAUUGUGAUUGAACUUAACCUUUCUUACAUGCUCUUUAUUCGUAACUUAAGCCCUAAGGGAUAUACUUAAUACUUUAUAAGCAACCACUUUUCAGGUUACCUUCUUAGAUUUUUAGGCUUCUUUGUGGUAUAGCCCCCUCUUCAUUUUAAAAGUCUAGUAGUCUUGAAUGUUUAAAUAAAGCUUGAGCAUUACUCAGCAAAAACGAGACCAUUUGUUCAUAAAGUGUUUGUAUUGUUUAGUGCACUAAUUGGACUCUCAAGUGAAAGUGUAUUUUGUAAAGAAGGGAGAGCAUCAAAUUUCUAGAUGAAAUUUUCAUCUAUUUUCUCAUUUACUGAGCAGGAAACUUGUGCUUUCUUGAGAGUGUAAUUGAUGUCUUUAUGAACCCAUGAAAGAUUUAAGAUUAGCUACGAUUUUCCAACAACUUUGCUUUUAACGUACCUCCGCUAACCAUAAAAUCACUGCUUUUAUGCAUAUACUGCUAUUUGGGGGAUACUGGCCUAAAGUGGAAGCAGUUUUAACCAUAAAUAAAUAGUUCUGGAAAUAAAAAUAUAUAAGCAAAAAAUAAUUUGGUGCUUGUUCCUCCUCCUUCGUUUUAAAUCAUUGACUUUAUUUGUAGCUUUAUAGGGAACAGUAUUCCCCACACUGGUGUUAAUGAAGUGUUCUGUGAGCAUGUAUUUGGGAAACCCUAUAUUAGUGUUUUUAAUUGCACCAUCUUUCCAGUUUUCAGUUCGUUAUUGUGCGUUAUGAUGCUCAGAAAUGAGGAUGUAUAUAACUUAAAUCUGUGCCUACCUAUUAAUGACUUAUAGAAUUUAGAGAAGUUGAUAAUCAUAGUCUUCAUUUCCAGAGUUACUUUGUAAAACAUUUCUUUCAGUGUAAACGAUAUGUUUCUCAAAUAUUAGAUCUUGGUCUAUAGAUAAUUCAAUUUCGAAAAUUUCUUGCUUUUUUAUAAACAUCAAAUAUAAAGUUUCCAAAAUUAUUGUUUCUAAAGAAUUCUUGGUUUGUGUUUAGGCUAACAGUACAGAUUAUUUGUAAAAUGAAUUUGAAAAUGCUCAGGCUUGCCAGUUUGCUUUGAGUAAUGUAGCUAAUAAAGCUUUAAUUUUAAUUAUUGUAACUGAUGUUUUGCUAUUUGCAUCUAUUCAGAAUGUCCUUAUUUUUUACAGCACUGGUAUAUUGAAGGAGAAAGUGAAACUGAGCAAAAGUAAAAGUAAACUUAGAAUGAAUAUAUAAAUCAUGUAUAUCAACUUCAGAAUAUUCAUAAACAUUUCAUUCUUUUCUAUUUACAGUCUUUCAUUUUGAUACUUGGAAGUUUAUUAAAAUAUUUUAAAAUAUCUUGAUAAUUAAAGUAUUAGGACAGUUUAGUCCAAAUUUAGCUUACUAAAAUGUCUGCUUUCAUUUCUGAGAUAGUCUAGUUUUUGUAUAUCGGUUACUUAUAAGUUAAUUUUGAUUGAGAUUCUUUUUUCUCUUUACUUUUCGAACUUUAAUACAUUUGGGAUUUUUGAUAAAAGUGGGAAGCCAUAUUACUGUACUUCAUAACAUUUAUACUAUAUGACCAGUACUUCCAGUGCUAUAUAAAUCAUUCUCUUCUCCUUAUUAUUUAUAAAUACUGGGUUUGUAAAACCCCCCAACCUUAAUAAAGAGAAUAGAAAGAAUACAAAUAGGAGAAUGAACAGUUAAAAUGGUUAGAUGCGACAGUGUUCUUAGGUCAUUAGGCUCAGUUCUUGCUAAAGUAGAGACUUGUAAAAUCAAAAGGCACAAAGAGUCAGUCAACAUAAUUACUGGAUCCAGUUGGUAAUUCUCAAUUAGAAAACACGCCUCUCCUGGGAAGGGCGUAUCACAGUCUCUCAGCACUAUCUCACAUGGGUGUGGUUUGAAAAAAGCACCUUCAAAAAAUUGUAAAUACAGCUCUGUUAUAUAAAAUGAAAGUGAUUUUAUAAUAUAACUCACAGGAUGUAAAACUCAAUAGACUCUUCUCGGCUGGUAAGGAAAUCCCAGAGAUACAGUGAUUUCUAUUGUGUUUGGUGACUGGGCAAUAAUAGGUCCCUUAAAAGGAACCCAGCUGACUUAGGGAUUUAAUGAAAAUAUGUAAAGGGUAAGUUUAUCAAGCGUGGCGUAUAUAUUUAAAAAAAAAGAAGAAGAAGAAGAUAGAAACGGAGGAUAAAAAAAACUAAAGAAUGAGAAAUUGCUGUAAAAGUCUAAGCAGUUCCUGACCACCACUUUGACACUACAGUUGUAUCCGCUUUUGACCAACUACAGUUAUAGUACACAGCUUUCAAUGGAAAGACAUACAGGGUCUGGCAGGGCAUAUUUUAGCUCCUGUAUUAAAAGUAAUUCAGCCUCAGUUGUAAUUUAUUUAGGUUAUUUUGCUAAGACAGUACAAAUAUUUCUUAGUUAUAUAGGAAAGGAAUAGAUGAUGUUUUGAGUGAUAUUCAGUGUGUCCCACUUAACCCCAUCCUUUGGUAUCUGAAAUAGCUGCGUUGUUUUUGUUUGUGUUUUACAGUUUUUGAGACAGUGUCCUUGAGUUCAGACUCUCUCUUCCAGAGGGCAGUUUCACUCCUCCAUACAUCUUACUUGGACUCUUCAUCUGAGCAUGGUUUUCAGUACAGUCAAGUGACUUUGGUGAAAAAUGACAUUUUCUUAAAUGAGUACAAAACUUUUUACCGACAAAAAAAAGCAAGUAACUAUACUCAGGAGGAACUUCAAGAUACUUACGGGUUUCUUCUGUUCGAUACCGAAAAGCAGGCAAAAUUGGUAUGUCAGCGUGGACUCCGUGUUGGCAGCAGUGCUGUUACCACUCUGGGUGAUCCAGCCAAAGGGAAAAGUCAAGUCUGUGUCUGAGAAUUAUACAACUAACUAUACUAAGCCAUCUUCUGGCUAUGAUUGCCACGUGUCUGAAAAUACUAACAAGGUUUCUAACAAGACGAGUCAUUUUCGUGCCUUUGAACUGAGUCAGUAUUACUUUUACGAACUUUCAGGCAACACUGUUAUUGAGCGACCCAGACAGAUCUGUCCUUAUGUAAUUGUAGCUUUUCAGUACAGGGAACCUAAAACUAUGGCACCGCCAGCUCAUAAAAGCAUACUUGAACGCAGCGAAAAUGUUCUCAUGUCUCCGUGGAAAGGGAAAUUAAUUGUUCAAGACCGUAUGCUAUGUGAUAUAACUCUUUGGUCCACUUAUGGUGCAAUGAUUCCAACACAGCUACCACAAGAACUAGAUUUUAAAUAUGUAAUGAAAGUGUCUUCCUUGAAAAAAAGACUACCAGAGGCUGCCUUUAGAAAACAGAAUUACUUGGAGCGGAAAGUCUGUUUUCAAGAUUUGUUCUUCAAUUUGUAUGAGGUAGAACUGUCAAACAGACAAGGGGAAAAUAUAGAUAAAUUAACAGAAUAUAUUAAAAACAAGCAAUUGGCAAUCAUCAAAUGCUUAGAAGAUCGAGGGUUUUUCAUUUUACUUACAUCAUCAGCCUUACUAUCAGAACCAGAUUUUAAAAAUGGAGGCAAGCAGAUGGGUCUGCAUGGGUUACAUUUAUUUCAUUCACCUCUGUCAGCAGGGGUAAAAGAUUUGAAAAUUGAAGAUGACAUCUCAAUGAAGCUGAUACCUAUUUUGCCUGCCCUUAAUUGUGCCCUGCUAGAAACAAAGAAAUCACUUCCUGAAGAAAGAAUCCAUCCAAACACAUUAGUAAAGCAUUUCCAAGAACUGUACAAGGCGGACAGAAGCCCUUCAUUGACUGUUGCUCCUCAGGAUAGAAUGAAAGACCCUACAUUCUUGGGGAAACUGCCCAGUGGUUUUGACUUGAUUCCUCCAGCUGAAAAGUGCCCUUCAGAGUCUUUAACUCAGUUGAACUCUUAUUUUUCAGACCCCAGUGCUUACAUUUUGGAAGUGUCUACUGCUUUGGAGUUGUUAGCAGAGCAUCCUCAGUCUCCUUGUGUUUCAGACGGAAUUUGUGAUGCUGGAUUUUCUUUAGUUAUGACUCCAGAUCCUGAAUUUCUUGGCUCAGAGGCAGAAGUAAGAAAAGAAACUGAAACAAAAAAGGAUUCUGAAGAAAUGUUGAAAGCAAAGAAGAGAUUUGUGGUUCCAUUGAGUCCAGCGUCAAAUCUGAGAGUGCAGCCCAAGAGGAAGGCCAGCAUGCCACAUGUGGUGCAGAGUAAAAAGGUGAACUUGUGCCACCCCCUUCCUAAAAGAACUGCUUGCAGAGCAGACAACAGCUCGAACUCUCCAACAACUCUUAAGUUAGUUAAAGGGCAGUUUCCUCAGAAAAGAAAAAGAGGUGCGGAAGUGCUGACUGCACAGUUUGUACAGAAAACCAAAUUGGAUAGGAAAAACCAAGAAGCUCCUAUUUCUAAAGAUGUUCCAGUGCCAACAAAUGCUAAAAGGGCAAGGAAACAAGAGAAAUCUCCAGUCAAAACUGUUCCAAAGGCUAAGCCACCUGUGAAGAAAUCUCCACAAAAACAGAGAGUAAAUAUAGUAAAAGGCAAUGAGAACCCCAGAAUCAGAAAGCAGCUACAACCUGUCAAAGGAGAAGCCGCUUCAAAGCUUCAAUCAGAAAUUUCAAGAGAUGGUCAAGAAGAUGGGAUUAGCAUAAAUAGCAUUCAACCAGAAAAUACCACAGUGGCACACAGUGAUCUUCCUGAAAACUCCAUUGUCAAUUAUGACUCCCAGGCCCUGAAUAUGUUAGCCGAUCUAGCGUUAAGUUCUGCUACUUCUUCCACACCGGUAUCUGAGCCUAGAAAUCUUCACUGUUCCUCUGAAUUGCCACAAAAUGAUGUUUUGCUCUCUAAAGAAAAUUCUUUGCGAGGUACAUCUGACCAUGAAUAUCACAGAGGAGUUAAAAGUCAAAAAGGCGAAUUACUCCCUAACCCAUCUUCUGAUAGGAAGAGUAAUUCUGAGUCAGACUUAAUUGUUAGCCAAGAUGAAGAAAGCUUGGUUCCUUGUAGUCAGGCCCCUGCUAAAGCCCAGUCAGCACUUACUGAGGAAAUGCUGGAAUCUUCAGAUGCAAGUAAAAGCUCUUCUGUUUCUGUGGAACAUUCUUAUGCCCUGCUCCUUAGAGAACAUUCAAAGAAAAAUCUACAGGAGAGAGAGAUACCAAGCCCUGUGUUUCCCAAGAAUGGGACAAAAAGCCCUGAAGCAGUAACCCCAGUGGGGAAAGUCAUGCCAUUUCGGCAUCAGCCAGGUCUUUUGCUUCAGCAAAAGCCUCCUGACGAGCCCGUGGUGAAGCCCAAGGAUCGACCAGCGUCUUCCCGUGUGAAAAAAUCUUCUUGCUCUCGUAUAGUGUUUAGCUGUGAUGACUCCGUUAAGAUCACUUUCAAAUGUGAAACAGAAUAUGCAUUCAGCUUAGAUAGCAAAUAUACCAACAACUCACUGGAGAAAACUGUAGUAAGAGCAUUACAUGGGCCCUGGAAUACUGAUUUGCCUGAUAAUGUGGAAGAAGUGAAGCUUUUACUUCAUAUGUGGGUAGCUCUGUUUUACAGCAAUCAGAACAAAGUCAUACGAUCUUCCCGAAAGGUUGUAGAACACAGCAACCCAGCAAAAUAUGUGUCUCUAAAUAGCACGUUAGAAUCUCGUGAGCUCAGUGAAAUUGAGGAGUCCCUUGGUUUGGAAAGAUGUUCUGCAGACCCUCUUUUGGAGACUAACGAAAUUUCCAGGGCUCAUGCUGCUGAAGUGUCCUUCCAUGAUGCUGACUGCUUGCUUCCUUUCAUUAAAACACCACUUACCCAAGGCUUGGAACUCUGUGAACACAAUGAACAGAAAAAAACUCUUGCAAGAAAGUGUCAUCCAGACACCCUAGAAAACCAGGAUUUCGUCUGUUAUAAUAAUGAGGUAAUUGGGGAAGAAGCUAAACAAGAAUCAUUAGAUAAACUGGAGACUUCUAAUCUUGUGCUUUCUGGUAUUGGAAGUACACGAACUAAUGGACCCUCUGUUCCUAAUGAAGAAGAAAUUGUUCAGCCACUGGAUAGCACAAGAGUGGCUUCUUACAGUGGCACAGUUACUCAAACCACAUUCACCAGGACUUAUGAUGGGACUGGUAGUCAGCCAGUGAUAUGUCAGAGCUCUGUGUGUAGCACCCUUCAAAACAAAGUGGAUGUUCCUGAUGCAGCAAUGCAAACAAAAACAGGUACUUUACAGGACCUUGUCCAACAUGGCAGCCCCGUAAACAAUGAAUGUCACCCUUCCUUGGAAAGAAAGGAUGAUAAUAUGGAGUGUGCAGUGAUUAAUCCAGAACCAGUUACUCUCAUCUUUGAAAAAAAUGCACACGUACCAUUACAGACAGAAGGUGUAAAUACAGCUGAUGAACCUACAACCUUUAAUAAGGAGUUGAUUAAGCAAGUAUCACCUGCUGCAAGCCUUAGACAUCCUGUAUCCACCUCGGAAAAGGCACAAACACAAGGCCUGAGGGACAUUCCCUCUCUAGUAGUUGCAGGACAGAAAGGCUCUAAGUACCUUUGUGCCUCCUCAGUAGGUAGAGAAACACUUGAUAAAGAAGUGUGUUCAUUACAGAAAGAGAUGCAUCUUCCAGUCUCAUUACCGUCUGAUAAAGCAAUGGUAAUGGAGGCAUUAUCAUUAGUUAAAAGUUCUAGUUAUCUAUUACCGAGUGAAGAAGUGAGGUGCACUCAGAAUUUCCUUUCUCAGACUCAGAGUCUCCUCAGCCUGUCUUCAGAAGGGCUUGUAGAACCGACACAGAUUGAGGUGGACUCAUCAUCAGCCUCUACCACCUUGGGAAAGCAGUGUUCACUUAACUGCAUUUCAUCAGGAUGCCACACAUCAGGUGACUCUUUAGAACUGAGGAAGAAUGACAAGAAUGGUCCAAACACUGAAAAUAUGAAUUUUGAAGAGUUUGAUUCAGUAUUUAUCAAACAAAGGAGGCUGGCUGUGAGUAGAGAGGUCAGCCUAGAGUUAUCAGAGGAAGAUUCUAACAUUGACUUAGCUCUAACAAUAUCACCACCUACAAGUCCCAGAGAAGAAAUGCCAGCUGGUGAAAUAGAGCAAUUUGAAGAGGCCCCCUUUUCAAAUUUAGAACUUCAGGAUGUAGCUGAGGAAAUAGGUGAACCAGAAGACGUGGCUCUCACAGAAAGCAGAGAAGUGAAUUCUGCUGACAAUGUGUCAGUAUAUCCCACAGUGUCAGAAGAACCAGUAGAAAAUAAGGAGAGAAAGGGGGAUAAUUUACAACCAGUUACUGUAAUACUUUCUAAAGAAAAUUGCACCCUUGAGAUUGCAGAGGAAAUUAAUGUGACCUCUGAUUUUCCCUUUGAUUCUGUAAUUGAGGAAGUAUCACCAGCUUCUAGUCCUGAACCUCCAGUACCAGUUAAAGAGACACGACCAUAUCAGGCUGUGACUCCAUGCAUUUUAAAACUUCAUGGUACACAGUGUGAGAAGAGCAAUCGAAUCUCCCAGCGUGUGUCAGAAGACUUAGGCGUAACAGAAAAAGAAAAAUUUUUUGUUGGUCCUACCCAUCCAGUGGGGCAAGAUAACUUUACCCAGGUACAACAAAUGCAGGUCUCUGCUGAAAUGCCUCUAAUAUUAACUGACCAUCCAGGAAGAACAGGUAGACCGACCUUUCCUGGUAAAGUAACUGAGGAAAUUGUCUCAAGUGUGCAUGAUGAGGGUUUAUCUUUCUCAGGAAAGGUGCAGUGCUAUGGUAGGGAGUUAAACCAGCCUGCCUCAGCUGCCGAAUACACAGGUGACUUCAGUCCUUCUCCUGAAAAACUGGCAAAAUCAGGAAAUCCAUUGCAGCCAAUUAGAGUAGAAAACAGAAAUUUGGACUUAAAACAUCUUGUCUUGGAGUCCAGUGAACCUCCAUUUAGUCCUAGAAAUGUUACUGAAAAUAUGUCUUUGUCUGACACAUUGGUUUCCACAGCUGCACCAAGUGGUGUAGUAGAACAGCAGACUAGCCCUAAAAGCAGUCAGAACAAUCUCUUUACCAGUGACUUGAAAACAGAUGAAGGCAUUUAUCUGCAGAUGAAGUCCUUGACAACUGCCUCAGUUGAUGGAGCUUAUUCUACACAGGGAUGCAUGUGCUCAGUGGUCCCCACACUUUGUUCUUCCUCAGACAGUGCUACAUUAACCCAUUAUGUAAGACCAAUAAAUGCAGAGCCAGCAUUUCAAGCACAGGAAAUACCAGCAGUCAGAAUGGCCAGUUUGCUUAAGAAGGGUGAAACUGAAACUGAGUUACAUAAAGAAAUCACAGGUCUAGGCACUGCUGGCCCUCAGUCCAACACCAAAUCUUCUCUAAAAGGCGAACGCAAAGCCAUCCACACACUGCAAGAUGUGUCAACAUGUGAAACAAAGGAGCUGUUGAAUGUUGGGGUUUCCUCCCUUUGUGCUAGUCCCUACCAAAAUACAGCAGACACCAGGGGAAAUCUCAGUAAAGAGCCUUUGGCCUCCUUUGUUUCAGAAUCCUUUGAUACUUCUGUUUGUGGAAUAUCCACAGAGCACAUAGAAAUUGAGAACAGUGGGGAGGGGCUCAGGGCUCAGGCUGGUUCUGAAACCCUAGGCAGAGAUGCAGAGGUCAGUGGGAAUUCCGACAUGCACUGUGAACUGCUUUCUGGAGAUUCUGAUCUAGACCUGAUUGGUGAUUGUAGAAAUCCCAAAUGCAAUUUGGAGGAUUCUUGUACUUUAAGAGGUAGUUACACCAGGAAAAAAGAAGAUGUUCUCACAGAUGGCUGUGAGUCAUCGUUGAACUUCCACAAGCACUACCAAGGGGACUGGGGCUGCUCUAGCCAGGUUCCAGGCAUGGAGACGAGCCUCCCUCCCGGGCACUGGACCACUAGGGUAAAGAAAGAAGAGAAGUGUGUGCCGCCUUACGUCCAAAUCCGAGAUCUCCACGGGAUCCUCAGGACUUACGCCAACUUCUCUGUAACAAAAGAGCUCAAAGACACCAUGAGAACUUCACACAGCCUGAGGAGGCACCCGAGUUUCACUGCAAACUGUGACCCGCCCAGCCCCUGGACAAGCACUUGGCAGGUGGCAGACGACCUCACCCAGAACACUUUGGACCUGGAGUAUCUGCGUUUUGCACAUAAGCUAAAACAGACCAUAAAGAAUGGGGAUUCUCAGCAUUCUGCCUCCUCCGCCAGUGUCUUUCCAAAGGAGUUACCAACCCAGAUCUCCACUGGUGCUUUCCCUUUGACAAAAAUAUCUGAGGCCCCAAUUCUGCAUCCUGCACCUAGCAGCAGAAGCCCCCUUCUGGUAACAGUUGUGGAGUCAGAUCCCAGACCACAGGGGCAGCCCAGGAGAGGCUACACAGCCAGCAAUCUGGACAGCUCUUCCUCUUGGAGAGAGAGAGAUAGUCAUAAUAGAGAUCCUACAAAUUCUCAGAGAAAUCAGACUGUUUCAUUCCACCUUAACAAACUGAAAUACAACAGUACUUUGAAGGAAUCUCGGAAUGAUAUUUCACUUAUUCUCAGUGAGUAUGCCGAAUUCAACAAGGUAAUGAAGAAUAGCAACCAAGUCGUUUUCCAAGACAAAGAGCUAAAUGAUGCUUCUGGAGAAGCCACUGCUCAAGUGUUGUAUCUGCCUUUCCCAAGACGGUCAAUCUCCUUUGAAGACAUAAUCAUAGAGUUGUGCGCCAAUUUGCACGUCAAACUAAAAAGUGUUGUGAAAGAGGCUUGUAAAAGUACCUUCCUGUUCUACCUUGUCGAAACAGAAGACAAAUCAUUCUUUGUAAGAACAAAGAACCUUCUGAGGAAAGGAGGCCAUACGGAAAUUGAACCUCAGCACUUCUGUCAAGCUUUCCACAGAGAGGAUGAUACACUGAUCAUCAUCAUCAGAAAUGAAGAUAUAUCAUCACAUUUGCAUCAGAUUCCUUCUUUGCUGAAGCUGAAGCAUUUCCCCAGUGUCAUCUUUGCUGGAGUAGACAGCCCUGGAGAUGUUCUUGAUCACACCUACCAAGAACUGUUUCGUGCAGGAGGCUUUGUGAUAACAGAUGACAAGAUAUUAGAAGCUGUAACAUUAGUUCAACUGAAGGAAAUUAUCAAAAUCCUGGAAAAACUAAAUGGAAAUGGAAAAUGGAAGUGGUUGCUUCACUACAGGGAAAAUAAAAAGCUAAAAGAUGAUGAAAGAGUGGAUUCAACUGCACAUAAAAAGAACAUGAUGUUGAAGUCAUUUCAGAGUGCAAAUAUCAUUGAAUUGCUUCAUUAUCACCAGUGUGACUCUCGAUCAUCAGCAAAAGCAGAAAUUUUGAAAUGUUUGCUAAACCUGCAAAUUCAGCAUAUUGAAGCCAGGUUUGCUGUCUUCCUAACAGACAAGCCUACUAUCCCCAGAGAAGUCUUUGAAAAUAGUGGAAUCCUUGUUACAGAUGUAAAUAACUUUAUAGAAAACAUAGAAAAAGUAGCAGCUCCAUUUAGGAGUAGCUAUUGGUGACUCAACUACAGCCUGCCUGGAUAUGGAUGAUGCCAAUAAAAAAUUAGUAUUUUCCCUUUGGAAAACUUGUGAACAUGUGAAUACACAUGUGAACAGUCUUAUAUUUGAAAAAUCAAUGUUCUACAACCUGGAAAGUUUUCUUUUUUUGUAUUUUGCUGAAAUAUGUCACAGUGGCAUUGUAGUUGUCUGUUAUCUUUGGGUUGCAGUGCUAGAUACUGUUUUAAAUUAUUUCCAUUUUAAACAAGAUGCCUUCUAAGCUAUUGAGCUUAAUAUUAAAAAUAAGAAUUUUACAACAUGUUUACUUAGUUGGAGCAAAAAUAAGUCUAUUUUAACAAAUAGCUUUGUUUUUGCAUGCUGAUGUCAGAAAGGCCUAUGAUGCACAUUAUGCUCUGUUUUAAAGGUUUUACCAUCCUUGUAAAAACUAUAAUCUUAAAUGGUUUUAUUUGCUGUUAUACAAACAACACUACAUAAACUUAAAACAUUUUUUCCUAAAUGGUACAAAUUUAUAAACUAUCAUUUUUCACUUACGGUAUUUGUAAAUACUACACUACAAAAAUCAGCUUUCUGAGAAAUAAUCAUUUAUUUAUGAUAUUGAAAAUUUCUACAGUAAAAACUCAAAACCACGCAAAAAACAUUUGUAAGAUACAUGGUAUCUGUUUGGAGCAAAGGCUUUUUUGUAACUAAUUUGUUUCAUUUUUUAAAUAAAGAGAACUAAAAAU
This is a messenger RNA of Piliocolobus tephrosceles (Ugandan red Colobus), 12273 nucleotides long. RefSeq names its product transcription activation suppressor family member 2 (gene TASOR2). NCBI's taxonomy places the organism in Eukaryota, Metazoa, Chordata, Mammalia, Primates, Cercopithecidae. Gene Ontology annotation, cellular component: nucleoplasm. Gene Ontology annotation, biological process: negative regulation of gene expression, epigenetic. The transcript is spliced from 22 exons. The coding region runs from base 3845 to 11554 and encodes 2569 amino acids. The record is from RefSeq and is a predicted model, not a curated record.